AUGAAUUCGUCAAAUGAUAUAUGGCGCUGUCAAGAUCAUAAUGAACUUGUUGUAUUUCUUGCAAGAUCCAUUUCAGAGUAAAAAACAAUAAGACUUUGCCAUAAAUGUGUAAUUGACAAGAAAAAGGAUUUAACAUUAAAGAACUUAAUCUUAAUAGAUGAUGCAAAGAAAUACCUUUAAGAAACAAAGGCUGGAAUAUUAGAAGAAAGAGAAUCACUUAAUAAAUAUAACAUAGGAAUAUUAAAUGAUAUUAAGGAUAGCAUAGGAAAUCUUUCAUUGAAUUUCAAUCUAUUAAUUGAUAAAAUUAAAGUAAAUAUAGACUCUGGGAUAAAGACUAUAGAAGAAUCUUCAAUAAAAUUCUAAAAAGAAUUAAAUGAUAUUUCAUUCGAUCAAAUAGAAAAUACUAAUAUGGAAAAAAGCUCAAUUUUAUAUUAAUUGAUUAAUCAAAAAGAAUUAUACGAUAUAAUUUAAAGUCAAAUAGGUAAUUUAUUCAAUAUAUAACUUUUGUAAAAGUGUCAACAAUUAGUGUAAAGUUUAAAAGUUGGAGAAUAAAGUGAGACUUUAAAUUAACUAUCCAACAUAGGGUCAUUUAUUGAUUAAUAGACCUAGAUAAAGGCAGAUUGGAUAUGUGAUAAGCAUGAACAAGAAAUAGUUUUUGCUGAUUUAUCCUAAUAAAAAAGUAUUCAAAAUAGAUUAGCUUGUCUUGAAUGUGUGCCUGAAUAUCAGAUUUAAUACACAAAUUUAGGAUAGUUGUAAUAAAAGUGGUAGAAGUAUACUGAAUAAGCAUUGAAACUAUUUAAUUUUUAGCAAAGCAAUACUUAAAGUAAACAAACAUAAUUAAUUCUAUAACUUAAAGAGUUUCGAGAGAUAUUUUUGAAGAUAUUUGAGUAAUUAAUCUAAUCAAUUUAAAACAAAGUCGCAUUAGAAAAUAAUGAUCUCCAUUAUCAUCAUAAACUAUUUUAAAAGACAUGGCAAGCAUUAAGUAAAAAUGAUCUAAUUAAUAUUGUUGAACUUCUGAGUUCGUAAAAUAGAUUAGCUCUGGUUAAUCAACUGAUUGAAUAAGAAUUUUAAUCCAAAGAUUAAGCUAUUUAUGCAACAAUUUAUGCUCAAAUGUAACAACUCUAAAAUUUGAUAAACUCUACUUGUCUAUAAGUAAUUUCUUCAAAUAUGAAAUCCUUUGCUACAAAUGAAAAAGUAAAUUAAAAUAAAAUUAAUAUUGAAUCCUAAAUUUAAAAAUCGCUAUCCUUAUCAUCUUUAAUUCUCACUCUUUCUUUAUAACUUAAUAAAUAAAUCACACCAUAAAUUUUCAAACCAUUUACCUAUGAGAUAGUCUCCUAAAUCUCAGAAAGUAUUAAAUGUAAAGCAUUUGCAUUUAAUAAUGAUUCAUCUAUUUUAAUUGCAGGUCAAGAUGAUGGAUCAAUAAAGGUUUUUGAGUUUAAUUAAGGAAAAUUAAAAGAAGUUUAAUUACUUAAAGAACAUUCAAAUUAUAUUCAAAGUUUAUAUUUCAUGUAAAGAUCUUCUUCAUUUAUAUCUGCUGGUAAUGAUAAAUAGAUAAUAGUCUGGAGGAUGAAUAAUUAGAAAGAAUGGCAGAGUUAUCAAAAAUUAGAAGGUCACACUGAUAGAAUUAAUUGUUUAAUAAUGAAUAAUAAAGAAGAUUGCAUCAUAUCUGGUAGUAAUGAUACAACUAUUAAGUUUUGGGUUUAAGAGAAUUAGUAAUGGAAAUGCAAUUAGACAUUAUUAGAUCAUAAAGGCUAUAUUAGAUGUUUAUCAUUGAAUAUAUCAUAGAAUAUGUUGAUAUCAUGUGGUCAGGAUAAAUUAUUAUUAAUAAUCUAGUAAAAUAAUAAUAAUAAAAUUUGGAAUACAAUCUAAAAAAUAUCUGUUGAAAGAUAGGGUUAUAGUUUAUGCUUUAUAACUGAUUAAAUGUUUACAUUUCAACCUUACUCAAUAAAUAUAAUGCAUAUCUAUUAAUUAAACACAAAAAGUUAAUAAUUUAUUAAAAUAGAACAAGAAGUAAGCAUUAAUUCAGGUUCUGGUUGCUCAUAGUUUUUCCCUUAAAAAUUUAUUAAAGAGAAAUAAAUUCUACUAAACAAAAAUGGAUAAAACGUCAAUUUAAUUAGACUUCAUGGUAAUGGUUAAUUCAAAACAGAAUAAUCUAUUCAAAAUAAGGGCGAUUGUUGUGGAUUAUUUGGCAUUAUUUCAAAUGAUGGAAGCUAUUUAGUAACGUACGAGAGUUAGAGUAAAGAGAUAAAAGUAAGAAUAUACAGAGAAAAAUGA
Messenger RNA from Paramecium tetraurelia, 2274 nucleotides. RefSeq lists its product as uncharacterized. NCBI's taxonomy places the organism in Eukaryota, Ciliophora, Oligohymenophorea, Peniculida, Parameciidae. Gene Ontology annotation, biological process: iron-sulfur cluster assembly. The transcript has a single exon. Gene Ontology annotation, molecular function: protein binding. Gene Ontology annotation, cellular component: cytosolic [4Fe-4S] assembly targeting complex. The record is from RefSeq and is a predicted model, not a curated record.